This is a messenger RNA of Exophiala mesophila, 768 nucleotides long. RefSeq lists its product as uncharacterized. The record is from RefSeq and is a predicted model, not a curated record. Bases 1 to 768 code for a protein of 255 amino acids. NCBI's taxonomy places the organism in Eukaryota, Fungi, Ascomycota, Eurotiomycetes, Chaetothyriales, Herpotrichiellaceae. The transcript has 8 exons.
AUGAAUGGUCAUCGCGCAGAAGUCGGCCUUGCCUCGAGGGUUGCACUUGUUACAGGUGGAGCGGACGGCUUUGGAGCCGCAAUUGUUGACCGAUUCAGUAGAGAGGGCUGCAAAGUCAUCAUGAUUGAUCUGAGUAAAGCGAAGGGCGAACAGCGGGCGAGUGCCGACAAGAAUAUCCAUUUCGUCCAUGGAGAUGUCUCGCGUCGAGAGACCUGGGAAACCGCACUUGAGUACAGUACACGGCAUUUUGGUCGGCUGGAUGUCGUGAUCAACAACGCUGGAAUGACGUUUGACCCAAAGACUGUCCAUGAGAAACCCAUCGAGGAGUACGAGAAGACAUUCAAUGUCAAUGUCAAGCCCAUCUUCCUGAGCGCUCAAGUCAUUUGUCCUUUCAUGCUCAAGCAAGGCAGUGGUACAUUCAUCAACAUUACCAGCACUGGAUGUACACGACCCCGGCCUGGAUUCGCAUUUUACAAUGCGUCAAAGGCGGCUGUUGAGAUUGCAACCAAGACCAUGGCACUGGAAUAUGCACCCACAGUACGGUUCAACUGCAUUUGCCCGGCAGUUGGAAACACCUCCAUGCUACGUGCAAGUAUUGGUGAGGGUGAAGAGGCAAAAGAAAAGUUACGUCGUCUGGAGCAGAUGCUCCCUAUGGGCAGAGUGACGGAGCCAGAUGAUAUUGCCAACGCGGCGUGGUUCUUAGGGACGGAUCAGAGUUCUUUCAUCACAGGAUCAACAAUUGCCGUGGACGGUGGGCGAGGAAUAUAG